Molecule: messenger RNA, 2071 nt
Organism: Cuscuta europaea
Lineage: Eukaryota; Viridiplantae; Streptophyta; Magnoliopsida; Solanales; Convolvulaceae
Source: the annotation of a GenBank genome assembly
UGGUUUCAAAAAUGUUGCUAAAGUCAAUCCUACAGAAACUAGUCAUGUUAUGUCUUUUAGUGUUGUUAGUGAUGAACACACUGAAUGUUCAAAUAAUGAUGCAGAGGCUCACGUUUUUCCAGAGCAUCCAGAAUCCUCCCAUGCUAUUCCCGACACCGAGAAAAAAAAACAGAGGCGUCGCCGUGUAUCAAACCGUGUUGGCUGUAAAGCACACAUAAGAUUAAGACUCGGUGGUCUUAAGGGAUAUGUUAUUACGUUAUUUGAAGAGCACCACAAUCAUCCUAUGUCGUCUCUUGAUGCUAGACCAUUUCUUAAAGUAAAUAGGAAGCUUGAUCUUGGUCAUCAGAAGUUUGUUCUCAAUUGUGCAAAGGCUAAUAUAGGAACUAUGAAAUCAUACCGGCUAUACAAGGAAACUGUUGGAGGAUAUUGCAAUAUUGGUGCAACGACGGUUGAUUUCAAGAACUUUAAGCGAGAUUUGAAGGCAUAUAUUUUCGGUGUGGAUGCUCAAAUGCUAAUUGAUAAGCUUUUUCGGAAGCAAGAAACUUGUUCAGCAUAUAUUUUUGAGUAUGACGUUGAUGAGAGUGAUCAAUUGACACGUCUUUUUUGGGCUAACCCAAUCUGCAGAAAGAAUUACGCCUUUUUUGGAGAUGUGCUUUCUUUCGAUGUUACAUAUGGAACUAACAGAUACAAUAUGGUUUUUGCACCUUUCACCGGUGUCGACAAUCACAAAAAAUGUGUCACAUUUGGUGCCGGUCUUCUAUUUAAAGAAGACGUUGAAUCAUAUGUUUGGUUGUUCCGUUGUUUUCUAAAUGCAAUGGGACACGCACCUAAGUGUAUCGUUACUGAUCAAGACCCAUCUAUGAAGAUUGCAAUUGAAAAAGUUUUUCCCAAUUCUCGUCACCAUUACUGCAUGUGGCACAUAAUGUCUAAACUCACCGAGAAGGUUGGUCCUACUCUUAGCAGUAAUGAAGAAUUUUUGUCCAAACUAAAUUCUGUAGUUUGGAGUAACUAUCUUUCACCCGAAGAUUUUCAAAAGGAGUGGAUGCAAGUCAUUGUGGAAUAUGAUUUAGUGAGCCACACAUGGUUAUCUCACAUGUUUUCCAUUCGACGUUAUUGGAUCCCGGGGUUUUUUAGGGAUUUAUUCAUGGCCGAUUUACUUAGGACCACAUCGCGAUCUGAAAGUGAAAAUAAUUUUUUUGGUGAGUUUACUAACCCCAACUUUAGCCUUAUUGAGUUUUUCAUGCAGUUUGAAAGUGCAAUGGAUGCUCAACGACACAAGAAUUCCAAAUUGAACCAUGUUUCUGAGUCUUGCACACCUGUCCACAGUACACCGCUACCUAUUGAAAAGCAUGCAUCAUCUAUAUACACUAUCUCAAUUUUCUAUGAAAUUCAGAAGGAGAUAUGCUCAGCAUGUUUCUCAUGUUCGGUUUUAAGCGUCCAAGAAGUCAAUGGCGUGCGUGAAUAUGCUAUUAAUGAUGAGCGCGGUAUGAUUUUCAAUGUUGUUCGCUCUUUAAUCGCAUCUACUACAACAUGCAGUUGCAAAGACUUUGAUCGAGUUGGGUUGGUUUGUAGACACAUGUUUGUUGUUUUUAAAGACCUCAAGUUGCACACCAUUCCUGCUGAAUUUGUUCUUAGUCGUUGGUGUAAAAACAGUAUCAUUAAACCCAUGUUCGAUAUUGGCAAUAGCGUAUUUGACCAAUGCGUGACCAAUGAGGAGAGAAAGUUACAUGUAAAUCGAUUAUGGUCUGACAUUCAUUGUUGUGUUGCUCUUAUCGAGGAUAAGCCGGUUUUGUUUGAACAGCUUGCACAAGUAAUUAAGGAGCAGAAGAGUAUUCUGCUCUCAUCAGAGAAUGAAAGUGCACACGUAACCAGGAAGACUUCUGUGAUUCAGCAAUUUUGUGGUUCAGCAGCUCCCUCAGAGGUCACGGUACUUCCGCCGCAACAAGCUAGGAACAAGGGUUGUGGGAAGCGAAUAAAAGGUGGUAAAGAAGUGGCAAUACAAUCAAAGAAGAAGUUAAGGUUGUGUAGAACUUGUAACGAGAUGUAUCACCAUGAUAGCCGCAACUGCCCC